UUGGCUGGUUGGGAAGUGGGGAGAGACAGGGAGAGACGUCAGCCGCAGGGAGAGACAGGGCGACAUGGCAGACAAGACGCUCUGGUGUGCACAUGUCCAGGACGGCGAGGAGAGAUUGAAAGAUGGCGGCGUUUCCUCUAUAUCCUCAGUGGAGCAGCCGUUGCUGUCCACCUCCGAGUCAAGGACGUCAUCAUCCACCUGCGCUUCCUCUGCUUCCUUCACUUCCACAGGAUCGUCCACAUCCUCUUCUGGCCAAGGUGGAGAAGAGUGUGGGUGCCAUGCUGAACUGCUUCCUGAGCCUAGGCAAGCAUGAGAGCAAGCAGCCGGUGCUUGAGCGGGAGAGCCACAUCGCCUACCUGCGGCGUGGCCUGAAGCACCUGCCAGAGGGAUUUGUGAGUCUGGAUGCCAGCCGGCCCUGGUUGGUGUACUGGGCUGUGCACGCCCUGGAGAUCCUUGAUGCUAGGCUGACGGAUGCUGAGGCUUCUGCUGUGGUGGACUUCCUGAAGCACUGUCAGAACCCCAGUGGCGGCUUUGGCGGCGGGCCUGGCCAGUACUCCCACCUGGCACCUACCUAUGCUGCUGUGAAUGCCCUAGUCAUCAUUGGCACCAAGGAUGCUUAUGAUGCCAUCAACAGAAGGCGUAUGGUUCUGAUGGAAUCCCCUACCCUCCUCUGCAACUCCUGUUGUAUAACCUUCCUCAGAGACACACUCCAGGAUUUCUUGUGGAGCCUGCGCACAGAGGAAGCGUCAUUCCGGAUGCAUGAGGGAGGUGAGGUGGACAUUCGAGGAGUGUACUGUGCUGUGUCAGUGGCACGGCUCACCAAUGUCUCCACUGAGGGACUCUUUGCCAACACACCCCACUGGAUCAUGAGGUGUCAGUCGUAUGAGGGCGGGUUCAGUGGGACACCGGGUAUGGAGGCUCAUGGAGGUUACACCUUUUGUGGCCUGGCUGCUCUCACACUGCUGCACGCCCACCACCUCUGUGACACUCCCUCUCUCCUGAGAUGGGCAGUGAAUCGGCAGAUGCGAUUUGAGGGAGGCUUCCAGGGGCGGACCAACAAGCUGGUGGACGGCUGCUACUCCUUCUGGCAGGGUGGCCUCUUUCCCAUCCUGCACACACUGCUAGCACAGGAAGACGCCCAGAAUCUGAGUGCUGAGCAUUGGAUGUUCAGCCAGGAGGCGCUGCAGGAGUAUCUGCUGAUAUGCUGUCAGCACUCCCGAGGCGGACUCAUCGACAAGCCUGGGAAGGGCCCCGACUUCUACCACACAUGCUACACACUGAGUGGCAUGUCAGUAGCUCAACACUUUACCACCACAGCAAUACACAAGAAGUGUAUCGUCGGCCAUCCUUCUAAUGAACUGGUCCCAGUGCACGCACUGUACAACGUAGGGGUGGAGGCAGCCGUCAUGGCCUCCCAGUAUUUCAACAACUUACCUGUGCCUCAGUCAAGGUCACGCAAGGCUGCAGAGGACAGUGGAUGUUGUCAACAGGAGAAAGUUCAAACUUAAAGAUUAUUAUUAGUCUUAAGAUAUUAUUAGAUGUCAUUUAUUUGUAUAUAUUUUUGAGAAGGAAAGACUGUCAGGGGUUGAAAGGUACUGAUCAUUCUUUUACAAAGUGCACUUUAUUCCUAAUUAAGUAAGCAUCUGUCUCUUAAAACCCCAAAUUCUGAACACAGAACAUUUUAAAAAGAUGAAGUCUUACAGAAUACAUCCAGCAUUUACCAAGGCAGUGUUAGGAGAGUGCUUAAUUUGUGUGUUCACAAGUGCAACUUUCAUGAAAGAAGUAAUAUUGUUAAUCCAAAGAUAAGAAAAUGAGUCUGAAUGUCAUGGUUGAGUCAUCAAGAAAUUAGUCUUUGUUUUUAAAAAUGUUCAGUGCCAUAGAUACAAACAGUUUUGUGAUGCACACAGCAUUCUGGUGCAGUGGUGCAGCACCAGUGGCUCAUCUACUGCUGCACCAGAACUGUUCCCGAGCUUCCAUUGCCAGGAUGUGCUGGAUCUUGCUUCACUCGGCACAAGCACCUCAGCUCUGUUCACCAAGUGUUUCCUUCCUUUAGAUUGUUCACUCAGGAACUAAGGAGGGUUUGUGCACCACUGUGCUUGCCAAUGCUGCAAGGUGCUUAUAUCAGAUUGUUCCCGUCUUUUUACACAGUCUUAAUCUGCUUCACUGACCAUGACACUAGGUCUAGAUCAUCAGUGGAUUCUUUGUAAUAUAAUAUUGUAUUACAGCAUUGUUUGAACUGUGUACCAGUGUAAGCUAAAUCAACUGGUGUUCAAAUACUAUGUUGGGAACUGCUAACACCAAGCUGCCUUGUUGAGUAGCAUCAGUGAAAGACCUCGACAAGACAAGAGAGGAAUGUGAGGAAGUAAUUUGUAAGAGUAUGGGUGUGAAUGCAAGUGUGAGUGUGUUGCAUAGCUAUGUGCUGGCACCCUCCAGGCAGUGAUGGUGCCAGCACUGUGUGAAUGGUACUAUCACUUUGGCUGCUAGUGCCACCACUUUUUGAGUAUAAAAAUAUGGGAAGAUGAUCCAUUUGGAAUGCUCAAAAUGGCUGAGCUACAGGUAGUGAAAAGGUAAUUUCUUAUCUCCAGUUGUCUCCCCCCCCACUCUCUCAAUUAUCUUGACUCAUUUCUAUUUCUUCCUUUAUUUUGUGUGUGUGUGUGUGUGUGUGUGUGUUGACUGCAGAAUCCUCUCUUCACACACACACACACAGUCUCACUGGGGAAAAAACCACACACACACACACACAGAGAGAGAGAGAGAGAGACCAUGGGGGGAGCAUGACUUUUGAUUCCUUCACAGUUUUGUAAUGGUCCGUCCACACUAGCGGGCAAAGCACGGCGGGCUUUGCCCGUCACGGGCAAAACCCGCCGUGCUCACAGAAACCGAUGUCCACACAGCAACGCUUGCCUGUUUCAGUCAGAGGCAAGCACCCGUACAACCAGGCAGCGGAUCUAUGUAUCCGAAGUACUGCAUGCCUAGACUACUGAUUCUGGCCUGACAGAGAGGUAGACAUCAUUGGCAGUCAUGGACAUAAAGCCAACAUUGUAACCUCAUAUGCCUGGCAGUGGCGCACUGCAGGGCCUGGCGAGAUCAGUGUCCGUGAAACUUGUCUACAAACAAGCAGUUUGCUCGUCUGCAGCCGGGCAAAGGUGGAGAAAAUGUUGCUGGGCAAACGCUUCUCUUCUGCCCGCUAGUGUAGACGGAUCUUUAGGACGUACAUGGCCUUUAAAGUUGGGCAUUACAUGAUGUUUGUAUGGAUUUUGUAGCAGCAAGACUUGUCAUCAAAAGUAACUAAGAAACAAACUUGUGGUGAUAUUUAUUUCAAACAUCUGCAGUAAUACAUCAGUAUUGGUUAUACAUAUGAAUAACAUCAAGAAUUGUAACUACAUUUUCUAUAUUAAUUUAUAACAGUGAGGUGACUUAAUAAUUUCUCUGAAAUGUAUGGUUUAUAUUUGAAUUUUUAAUGUCUACCAAUGUCAUGCAUGGUGAAGUUCCCCAAACACCAGUUAGUUACCAGGUGUGUGUUGCCAGAGUAACAUUCUGCACGAAAUCACUCUGUAAUCACAGGUAGGGACUGGUGAAGUGUUGUCCUGUAGUGUUAACUUUGUAUCAAAACACCAAAUAGGAUUAUACUACACAA
Molecule: messenger RNA, 3637 nt
Organism: Portunus trituberculatus (swimming crab)
Lineage: Eukaryota; Metazoa; Arthropoda; Malacostraca; Decapoda; Portunidae
Gene: Fntb
Product: protein farnesyltransferase subunit beta-like
Exons: 11
Coding region: 123-1508 (461 amino acids)
Biological process (GO): protein farnesylation
Cellular component (GO): protein farnesyltransferase complex
Molecular function (GO): protein farnesyltransferase activity
Source: RefSeq, a predicted model, not a curated record